GUUGUCAGCUGGGAUCACAACAAAUGUGAAAUGAUUCUAACAUAUUUAAAGCGAACGCUAACUGAUACUCUUAGAUAAUAUCGCACUCACCCUGCUGUUGAAUCUGUUAAAACAGAUUUACAGGGUUUCAGUGGAAGGCGGCAUUAACUGGCAAGUCGGUCAUUCCACGUUUGGAAAGUAAUUCAUCAUCUCUGGUGCUUAAUCCCACUGUUAGUAUGAAUUUACCUUCUUUUCCUAAUACAUGUGGAUAUCCUCCUACAUGAAACAGUUAAUCCUCCUCUGGAUUUACUCGGACGUAGAAGUGAAACCGGAGUUUCCUGUUUCUCAUUUCCUCAAAAUCUUGCGCUGCUGCCACAACGCCUGCCUUAAAAGUAUGAAACAGGGACUGAAUCGGCAUUUCUGAAGAGCAGAAGCUACUGGAAGUGAAUCUGUCUGAAGUUCAGAUGCCACAUGUGAUAAGCAACAGCAGGAUUUGAUUCUUGAAAGAUGUGCACCCCUCGUUCCUGUCUCCUAUCAUGGACCCUUGUCAUGUGUUGUUUAAUGAUGGGACCGAAACACUGCAUGGCCUUCGAGAAGCAAAAUUCCUGCCGUGUGCUAGAUGGCAGAGCUGACUGCAGUCACCUCAGCCUCGGAGAAGUUCCUCCAGAUCUUCCCGGGAACAUCUUCAGCUUGGACGUAUCUCACAACAGAUUGGUGAGAAUUCCUCCUGCGUCAGUAAAGCUGUACCCAGGCCUCAUCCACCUCGAUGCCGGCUACAACAGCAUCUCCAAGCUGGACGAGGGUGUGUGCCAGACACUGCCUCUGCUGCAGACACUGAACCUGAAACAUAACCAAGUGCAUUUGCUGAAGAAAGAGGAUCUGAGACAUUGCAGCAAUCUAACAUGGCUGAAUAUGGCCAGCAACAGGCUAAAGCUACAAGGAGAGACGUUCUCUGCACUGCAGGAACAUGGAGGAAAGUAUCUCAUCACCAGAGUGAAGAGCCUGAAAUUUCUCGAUGUUUCCAAAAACCAACUGCAGUCAGCCAAGCUCGGCUUGGAGCCUCAACUGCCCCAGUUAGUGAAACUCAAUCUGGGAUUCAACGACUUCACGGUUCUGAAGAGAGACGACUUUUCCUUCCUCAACCAGUCGUCAUUCCUACAGGUCCUCAACCUGUCGUCGGUGUCUCUAAAAACAUUCGAGGCCGGUUGCUUUAAACCCAUCUCAGGCCUUCGUACUUUAAUCCUGGAUGAGAGCAAAAUGGGCACUCUGGUCAUUUCCAAGCUCUGCUCUGUGCUGUCUGGGACUGCCAUCGAUGUCCUGUCCCUGAAGAAGAUGAAACUGAUCACACUGACAAAUGCAACCUUCACAGGACUGAUGAAAACAAACCUAACCUUCCUGGAUCUAUCCGGUAAUGGCAUGAGCAAAAUUGAAGAAGGCUCAUUCCAGUGGCUGUCCAGACUUCAGACUCUCAUUAUGUCAGACAACAACCUCAAGCGUUUGACCAAGAACACCUUUCAGGGGCUCAAAAGUUUAAAAAAACUCCAACUGACAAAAGCACUGGUGAAAAGUCGCAGCUCCCCCAUCCCCAUUAUUGAGGAUUUCUCUUUCCAACCAUUAAGUGCUCUGGAGAGUUUGAUAUUAGAGACAACUUCAGCUCAGGAGAUCACAGAGAACACCUUUACAGGCCUGACAAGUCUUACAGAACUCGAUAUGAGCUGGAGUAGUUACGCAUCACUCAAAAUCAUUACCAAUAAGACCUUAAUCUCACUUGCAGAUUCACCAGUUAGAAAGCUAAAUCUGAUAGGAACAGCUUUAACCCAAAUAAAAAACGGAAGCUUCUCUUCUUUGAGAAACCUCACAGUUCUUCUUUUAGAUCACAACUUCAUCAACCAAAAUCUCACCGGCAGAGAAUUUGAAGGCCUAGAUAACAUUCAGGAGAUUUACAUGAGCUACAACUACCAGUCGGUUACCCUGAGCUCUAGAUCAUUUGUUAAUGUACCCAGUCUUAGAGUCCUGACUUUGGGAAAGAGUCUUAGAGCCGAAGCUUUGAACCAGGAUCCGUCUCCGUUCAGGUUCCUGACCAACCUUAACAUCUUGGAUCUGAGCAACAACAACAUCGCUAACAUCAAAGAAAACAUGCUGGAGGGGCUCGUGAACCUGAAGGUACUGAAACUCCAACACAACAACUUAGCCCGGUUGUGGAAGAGUGCCAACCUCGGUGGGCCGGUGUUUUUUCUCAAACAUACGCCAAACCUGAUAAACUUGCAGCUGGAUUCGAACGGAUUUGAUGAGAUUCCUCUGGAGGCUCUCAGAGGUUUGACAAACCUCACUGAGCUCAGCCUCAGUAACAAUCUCUUAAACAGCCUGAAGGACUCGGUGUUUGAUGAUCUGACCUCACUGCGUUUUUUUCGUUUGCAGAAGAACCUGAUCACAACUGUGAGGCCCGAAGUGUUCAAAAUCCCUAUGAGCAACCUCACCGUGCUCGUCAUGGACAAAAAUCCAUUUGACUGCACAUGUGAGAGCAUCCUGUGGUUCACGACAUGGUUGAAUAACACAAAUACGACCAGUGUUCCAGGACUCAAGGACCAGUAUAUGUGCAACACCCCGCUAGCUUACUUUAACCACUCCAUCAUGGAUUUUUACCCGCUCUCUUGCAAAGAUAUGACCCCAUUUCAGGCUCUUUACAUACUGAGCAGCACCGCUGUCAUCUCGCUAAUUGUGAUGGCACUUCUGGUGCGCUUCCAUGGCUGGAGGAUUCAAUUCUAUUGGAUUAUACUGAUCAAUCGCACAUUAGGGUAUAGUGACGCCACAGUUGAAGAGGGCAGAGAAUUUGAGUAUGAUGCUUAUGUCAUUUAUUCAGAGCAGGACGCCAAUUGGGUGGAGAGGAGACUGGUCCCUCUGGAGAAUGAAAGGUGCUGGUUUUGUUUGGAGGACCGAGAUUCAAUUAUUGGCAUGCCACAGCUCGAAUCCAUCAUGGAUAAUAUGAACAAGUCCAGAAAAAUCUUGUUUGUCGUCACUGAAAGUCUUCUCAAAGAUCCCUGGUGCAGACGGUUUAAAGUCUACCAGGCCCUUCACCAGGUCAUCGAAGCCAGCAGGGACUCGGUUGUUUUGGUCUUUCUGCAGGACGUGCACGACUACAGGUUAUCUCGCUCCCUGUUCCUCCGCAGAGGCAUGCUGCGUUCAUGUUGCGUCCUGGACUGGCCUGUCCACAAGGAGAGGAUACCGGCCUUUCACCAGAAGCUCCUUAUUGCACUCGGCAUGACAAAUCGACUGCAGGAGUGACCGUUUUUCCAAGAAUUACUAAUGUUUGUGCAGUUUUUAAAUGCUUCUAAUUGCUGAUUGCUUUACCCACUGUGUGACUAUUAUGCAUAUAUAUGACCUGUAUACUGCAAGAGUUAUAUUGCAUUUGAAGGAUGUCGCAGCUUUACAUACAAACUCCAAUGAAACAACAUGAAUAUUUAAACUAGACCUUUGAACUUUCUUUCAUUUACUUAUAUACUAACCAUACAGCCAUUAUUUAUUGCCGUUUGGUCAUUUGCUGUAUUUAUAAUGUCCACCCUGACAUUUCUAGAAUGAAAGUCUAUCCCAACCACAUUUUAAAUUAUGCAAUUAUGCAAGUGUUUCUACUCAUGUUUGCUGUAGAAUAUUUGACACAAACAGCAACCACGUUGGCCCUAGUUUAACCUAAAGCAGAGAUAUAAUGAUAAACCAUGCAUUUCAAAGGUAAUAGCAGUAUUUAGUACUCUGACAUGAAGUAAUUUGUUGAUUUUACAUUGUAAUCUUGGUACUACAGAGGCCACUUCCGAGGGGGAAAAUUCCACUCCAUUCAGUCUGAUUUAAAAAAAAAAACACACAACAAAAACACAACAUACAUACACUUUAUAUUUUCGUCAUACUGUGUAUGAUGACAAUAAAGCCAUUCUAAUUCUAAUUCUAAUUCAAAAUUCUCUUGCCCUGACAUCUAGUGGUUAUAAGAAGAAAUUACAGGGGAGAGAGCAGUUGUGUUGCUGGCUUCCUUCAACAUGGUAAGCUCAUGGAAAAUAUGUUGAGUACUAUUUGUUAAGUUAUAUACUGACUUGAAAUGAGUAAACAUUGAAGCAACUUCCAUGAAGCAGUCCCUUAUGUUAUAAGAGUUGUUUUUAAUUACAAAGCGUUUGACAUACUUUUAAAAAUUAGUGAAAAAUUUUAAAGUAAAAUCUGUGUAUUUAGUUGCCUUGAAAUGGUUCCAAAGAAUCUGCAAGAUGCACAAACAAAAAGAAAAAAAACUACAAAAAUGCAGCAUAUUGCUCAGCAGAGUGGUAGCUAAGAUUUGAUCACGACAAUUUUGUUAAGUCCAUAUGCAUCCCUGCCACUCCUGAGAGAAGUUUUGUUAAGAAAGCAUUUUUAAAUUACUCAUGUGUAUCAUAUUUAUUUAAAUCAAUUAAGGAUUCAGUUAUACUUUCAGCAGACUUGAAGGUUAUUUACCAGCAGACUGGGCAGGAUUAUUGUUUUUUCCUGACAGGAGUCAAACUAAACAUAUUAGGUAUAACAGUAAUGGAAUCACCAAUAAAAAUACCCACUAUAUGUACAUUUCUUCUUUUUUAUUUGCACAAAUGCAAACUAGGAUGAUGGAUAAAAUCAUAACAUUCAUAACGAAUGAAUGAAUGAAUAAACUUGCAGUUUCAGCCCUAAA
Messenger RNA from Amphiprion ocellaris (clown anemonefish), 4651 nucleotides. RefSeq names its product toll-like receptor 3 (gene tlr3). NCBI's taxonomy places the organism in Eukaryota, Metazoa, Chordata, Actinopteri, Pomacentridae. The coding region runs from base 487 to 3261 and encodes 924 amino acids. Gene Ontology annotation, biological process: inflammatory response; immune response; toll-like receptor signaling pathway. The transcript is spliced from 6 exons. The record is from RefSeq and is a predicted model, not a curated record. Gene Ontology annotation, molecular function: transmembrane signaling receptor activity; protein binding. Gene Ontology annotation, cellular component: membrane.